CCCGCGGCAAUUGCCCUCAGAUGCAUAGUACUCGCACGCCGCGACGCCUCUGCUGAACAUUUCGCUCUCUUCCAAGAUAUUUUUUCCUCCCACGAUUCCUUCCUCCCAUCCCUGUGGGGAUUCAUCGGCUCAUCCGUACUAGCACAAGAUGUGCGAGGGUGUGCGGGCCGCCGGCGACGCCGCCGCCGCCGCCGACGUCGACGUCAUCACCUCCUCCGGCCGCCGGAGGAUCCCCGCGCAUUCCACUGUUCUUGCGUCGGCGUCGCCGGUGCUGGAGAGCAUCCUGCAGCGCCGCCUGAAGAAGGAGAGGGACGCCGCCGCCGGCGGCGGCAAGGUCCGCAGGGCCGUCGUCCUGAUCCGCGGCGUCACCGACGACGCCGCGGCCGCCUUCGUCCGCCUCCUCUACGCCGGCAGCAGUGGUGAUGAGGAGGAGAUUGACGAGAAGAGCGCGGCGCAGAUGCUGGUGCUGGCGCACGCGUACCGGGUGCCGUGGCUGAAGCGGCGGUGCGAGGGGGCGAUCGGGUCGCGGCUCACGGCGGAGUCGGUGGUGGACACGAUGCAGCUGGCGGCGCUGUGCGACGCGCCGCAGCUGCACCUGCGCUGCACCAGGCUGCUCGCCAAGGAGUUCAAGGCCGUGGAGAAGACCGAGGCGUGGCGAUUCCUCCAGGAGAACGACCCCUGGCUCGAGCUCGACAUCCUCCAGCGCCUCCACGACGCCGACCUGCGGCGGAGGAAGUGGAGGAGGAAGAGGGCGGAGCAAGGGGUCUACGUGGAGCUGAGCGAGGCGAUGGACUGCCUGAGCCACAUCUGCACGGAGGGGUGCACGGAGGUCGGGCCGGUGGGGCGUGCGCCGGCGGCGGCGCCGUGCCCGGCGUACGCGACGGCGUGCCGGGGACUGCAGCUGCUGAUCCGCCACUUCUCCCGGUGCCACCGCACCAGCUGCCCGCGCUGCCAGCGCAUGUGGCAGCUGCUCCGCCUCCACGCCGCCCUCUGCGACCUCCCCGACGGCCACUGCAACACCCCUCUCUGCAUGCAGUUCAGGAGAAAGGAGGAGGAGAAGGCGGCAGCGAAGGCGAAGGCAAAGGCCGGCGAUGAUGACGAUAAGUGGGGGCUUCUGGUGAAGAAGGUGAGGGUUGCCAGGGCCAUGUCUUCUCUGGGCAAGAGGAGGCAGAUGAGUUGCUCCCAGUGCUGAGCAAGUGCAAUCACAGCAUCAGCCUGAGACAGUCAAGAGAAGAGUAUUGUAGUAUAGAAGGGUACUACUAUGUAGUUAGGCAUAGUGCAUGAGUGUAUUGAAGUGAGCUAUUUUUUGGUUUGUUCAAGAUGGUUUGGUCUCUCAAGUUUGAGUUGCUUUACUGUCUUCAAUUUGUAGAGUUCUUUUGUGAGGUGAGAGAAAUGGGCUGAAAUCUGUUGUAAAAUUGCCUAUAUCGUAAAUAAACUUUUAAUAGUGAGGUAUAUGAUCAUUACAGUUUCAUA
This is a messenger RNA of Oryza sativa Japonica Group (Japanese rice), 1473 nucleotides long. The record is from RefSeq and is a predicted model, not a curated record. Lineage: Eukaryota; Viridiplantae; Streptophyta; Magnoliopsida; Poales; Poaceae.